GUUAUUUAAGGGCGCACCACACAGGCCGAAAAGAAAGGAAAUGUGGGUGUGGGCGGCGCGGCUGGGCUUUUUGUCCCUGCUGAACGGGAGCCGGGGCUUCCCCGCCAAGGUGGGUCCUCAGGUAAGGGCCCGAUGCGUGGUGGCAGGUGGGGAAGCGGACCGGCAGGCGGAGCAGGCCCCGCCGGGGACCCAGGCUCCCCGCCUCAAACCCCAGGGAUGUGGCCGAGUGACAGCCGAGGUGAUCGAGCACCUGGAGCGUCUGGCGCUUGUGGACUUCGGCAGCCGGGAGGCUGUGAUGCGGCUGGAGACAGCCAUCGCCUUUGCCGACAGGCUUCAUGCGGUAGACACGGACGGAGUGGAGCCCAUGGAGUCGGUACUAGAGGACAGAUGCCUAUACCUGAGAGCUGAUAACGUUGUAGAAGGCAACUGUGCUGAAGAACUACUACAAAACUCCCAGCGGGUCGUGGAAGAGUAUUUUGUGGCCCCCCCAGGUAAUAUCUCUUUGCCAAAGUUGGAUGAACAAGAGCCCUCCCCACAUGGCUGAGUAACUAUUCUAGGAAGGGAGUACCCAGUAUACAACUGGGUACUUUUUAGUAACUGACUCUUCUGAAGACACACUUGGGAAAGAUCUGGCCAAAGCAAGGCAAUGAGUUUCUAGUGUUAAUGGAAAUAAAAGGCAUUGUCAGCUUCUCAGGAAAUGGGAAGUAUUCACUUAUAGACCUAUUUGCUAUGAAAGACUAUCUCCCUUCUCUCUCCUCCAAAGAUUAUCUAUCAAACUGCAUUUCGUGAUACAACAGAAUUUAGAGAUUUUUCUAACCAAACUGCCGAAGUCAGUUUUGGCUAGGAAUUUUCCAAUGAUGUUUGUGCAGCUACCCAUCAAAAGAUUAUUUUCUUCCCAUUCCUUUCCUCUAUAUGCUAUGUUACCUUAAUGUCAGCUUAAUUUACAAGCUUGGCCUUGAAUAAGAGAACCUUGAACCUGCCCUUGGGACUGAAGUUCUCAAACCACCAUCAGACCAAGUAUCUUUCUCCCAGAAUAAAGUUAUCCACUUCUGCUCCAUA
Choloepus didactylus (southern two-toed sloth) is the source of this 1059-nucleotide messenger RNA. RefSeq names its product glutamyl-tRNA amidotransferase subunit C (gene GATC). The transcript is spliced from 3 exons. Gene Ontology annotation, cellular component: glutamyl-tRNA(Gln) amidotransferase complex; mitochondrion. Gene Ontology annotation, molecular function: glutaminyl-tRNA synthase (glutamine-hydrolyzing) activity. Lineage: Eukaryota; Metazoa; Chordata; Mammalia; Pilosa; Megalonychidae. The record is from RefSeq and is a predicted model, not a curated record. Gene Ontology annotation, biological process: glutaminyl-tRNAGln biosynthesis via transamidation; regulation of translational fidelity; mitochondrial translation. The coding region runs from base 41 to 544 and encodes 167 amino acids.